Messenger RNA from Topomyia yanbarensis, 3840 nucleotides. It is a transcript of the gene WASp, whose product is annotated as actin nucleation-promoting factor WASL. NCBI's taxonomy places the organism in Eukaryota, Metazoa, Arthropoda, Insecta, Diptera, Culicidae. Gene Ontology annotation, biological process: regulation of Rho protein signal transduction; actin filament organization. The transcript is spliced from 10 exons. Gene Ontology annotation, cellular component: plasma membrane. Bases 761 to 2314 code for a protein of 517 amino acids. Gene Ontology annotation, molecular function: actin binding; small GTPase binding. The record is from RefSeq and is a predicted model, not a curated record.
UCCAUUCGCACCCAAAAGAAGAGAGCCAUCACCACCAGCGAGUUUUGUGUCGAACGAGCAAAGUGUUGUGAAGAAAAAUACGGGUCCAUCCUCCGAUGAAACCCAUUCGAAAGUUAUCUGUUCGCAAAGCAACAAUCCCACAGCUAGUGUGGUUCGCGAAAAAUUGAACAAGCUCUCGGUCGAUCCCGGGUGGGUGGCGAAGUAAGUAUCGUCGCGACAUUUUUUUUUCUUUUCCUGCUCCGUGGAACAUCCGUCAAAUUGCUCAUCAGUUCAGUAUUCUGCCGUGGGAAGAGGCUAGCUAGCUGUUGUGUAUUGUAGUGGACUUGAUAUUUUUUGGUGACAUCAUGCUUUCCUAGAAACUCGAGAAAGAAGUGGUGGUCGGGGUGCCCUACGUUGUGCAGUAUCGAUAGUGUCUACUAGAGGAAAUCGCAGGUUGUUCAACUAAACGGAAAGAAUCGCUCCAACGAAAAGAAACAAUACAAUCAGCCGUCGCCGAAGAAAGGAAUAUCCGAGAAAUGCGCUGGAAAAAUAUUUAGGCUUUACAGUUAAUUAAAGAAAAUAUGCAAUGCAAUCUACCCGGCGAGAAUAAUUAUUAAGUGUUUAUCGUGUGCUCGACUGAAAUUGCUCUGACGUGAGAAGGCCAAAAAUUAAGACCACACAGAUACACACACCACAUCGAACAGUGGGAAACGGUGCGCUGGAAGAUUCUGGAUCGUCAUUGUCAAGCGGGGCGUAAAGAAGCACUGGGAGUAGUCGGAGCAUGAAGCAACCGGCUGUAGCGGAAGCGGAUCGAACCGCCAGCAAGGCAAACCGACCGAGCCAACUGCUGACCAACGAUGAAAACGAGCAACUAUUCAGUCUGCUCGGGCGACGCUGCCAGACCCAAUGCACCGCCGUGGUACAGCUGUACAUGACGCAAUCACCGGCGCACGCUUCCUGGGUCAAGCGAUGGACCGGAGCGCUCUGCUUCAUCAAGGACAACAUCCGCAAAUCGUACUUCUUUCGGCUGUACUGUCUAAAAACCAACCGGCUCGUGUGGGAGCAGGAAUUGUACGACAAGAUCGAGGUCACCAAGCCGAAGGCGUUCCUGAUCGUUUUCGAGGGACAGGAUGGUAUUGUGGCGUUCAACUUCGCGACGGAGGAGGAAGCAACCGCAUUUAUGAGUAUGACCACCUCAACGAUCAAUAACAGGAACCGGCGAAGAGAUGACAGGCUCAAACGGAACAGCACCCGCAAAGAUCCCCCACCGGCGCGACCUCCACCAGUUUUGAACCAAAACAAUGCCUUUAACGACAACACGGUUACGCUGCGCAACAAACCGUCGUUUUCUGCUCCGAUGAUCCCAAAUACAGCCUUCCAGCAGCAACAACAACAACAGUACCAACAGCGCCCAACCAAAACCAAGGGUAAGACCCGUCUACGCAAGGAGGACAUCGGUAUGCCGUCGAACUUCAAGCACGUGACGCACGUUGGCUGGAGUCCGACUAGCGGUUUCGAUCUUAGUGGAGAAGAAGAAACGCUUAAACCUUUCCUUGAAAAAGCGGGCGUCAGGGACCAGCAUUUGAAAGAUCGCGAGACACGCGAGUUUAUCUACGAUUUUAUUCAGAACCACAAAGUCCUGGAUACUAUGAAGUACGAACAGAGUGGAAAUCGAAAACAAAAACCACCAGCGCCACCACCCGUGCCGAUAAGGAGCCAUCAGGAGCAGCAACAAAUGAACGGUAACAAUCAGCAGCGUAACCCACCGCCACCGCCUCCCAACAGAACGCUUCCACCGCUUCCGGCUACGACGCCACCGAAGGUGAACCCAGCACCUUCCCGACCACCUCCCAUGCAGCAGCAAACACCGGUGGCAUCCAUUCCUGGGCCGCCUCCUCCACCACCACCUCCACCAGCGUCUUCUGGGGCCAUGCCACCACCACCGCCGCCGAUGAUGGCCCCGUCGUCACUGAAACCAGCUGCGCCUGCCCUGCCUAUACCCGCUGGGGAUGAUAGCCGAUCGGCCCUGAUGGACAGUAUUCGCAAGGGAACGACCCUGAAGAAAGUGGACCAAAGUGCGCUGAGCACCGGCAGUGGCGGUGAUCCACGCAGUGAUCUUCUGUCCCAGAUUCGCGAUGGCUUCGAACUGCGACCGGUAGCGGAUCGGGAACCGGGCAACGCACAGGCAGAUCGAACCAGCGGAAGUGGCGACUGUGGCACCGAUGCACUCGCCGAUGCUCUGCGACGGGCACUGGCCGAACGAGGACGCGCUAUACGAUCCUCCGACGAGGACGAGAGUGAUUCCAACUCGGCUAACGAUGACUGGGAUGAUUGAAUGGAACGACGGCGCAAAUGCUUUGAGGUGGAGGUGAGUGAUAGGUUGUCGGUGCUUUUUGCUCCUGUCAACCGAAAACGCGGUGCCAAAUGAGUGUGUGUUUUUUGGGGGGGUUUAGAAGAUGGUUGAAGGUAAGACGAAGCAGGUUACCGAAGGCUGAUGUUAGGAAAUCAGUUAAGCAGAAUUUGUUUAAAUACUUGUAUCAGAGAAGCAUUGAUCGCUCCGUGCAAUGUGUUUUAGCGAUACAUUAUUUUAUUCUUUAUGUUCUAGUUCCCUAUAGUAUUGAAUAUGCUGCCUUUUCUAUGAUUCUAUGUAAUAUGUGCAUAUUUUGUUUAACCUCAAAUUUAAGCUGAUGAUCAAACCGAAAAUCAAGAUAACGGAAGAGCUUUACUCUGACUUGCUACGUGUUCUUUGCAUUCAGAAUUAGUUAUAGAAAGUAGGGAAACAUGAUCGUACUCGCGAUAAAAUGAAAAUUAGAUACCUACUUAUGAACUCACGAUUGAAUGACUUCCAGUUUCAGUGUUGGCUUUUAGUCUUGCUCCAGAACAAGCACAAAGCUGAUCUGCGAUUACUUCGCAAAUCCCCAGUAGAUUUAGUUUCGAGCUUCUAUUCGCUUGUUACAGAUUACAGAUCCAACAAUCAACCUUAUGACACUGACUGAUUGUCAUUGAAACAAAAACAGCUUACUACGAUGAAACCAUGUAACAGUUUCGAUCCGUUGAUUUCGAUAAAAAAUGCAACUUUCGCCCUGUCCAAUCCAAUAAAGAUCAAACAUCAAGUGCUUAAACGAACGAAUUCGUUUAUCGUUUCACUUCGAUUAGAGCGUCGAAUUAAAUUCGGCUGAUCAUCCCUCACGCUUUUCCUCUGACAAUAGUCAAUCUAUUCUCCAUAAGGUUGCGAAAAGAACCCAACUAUCUGAUCAAUAGCAAAUGCGCAACGCAAUCCGGAGAAUUAUUUAUAGACGAUGAAGCUAUUUUCUUGUUUCGUCUACCGACACGGUCGUUAUCGAAUUUGAAUGCACUUUCACUAGUUUAUGAAAUAAAAUUUACAGACCUUGGACUUGUAGAAUAUGUAAUAGGUAGACAUACGAGGAAAUAAAAAUUUAAUGUUAAUAGAUUGUAUAGUAACUUCCCCUUCGUUGAAUUAGUCAAACAGUAGCUCUUAUAUUGCAAAAUAAUCUAUAUUUGUUAGGUGUUUUCUGCUAGUGAACCAAUAACCGAUAGGUCUCAUCAUAGGGAGCAUCAGUUCUUCCCGUGUAUUUUCAGAUCAGUUUUAAAGUGUUUCCGUUGAUUUAAAUGUGUACAUGUUGUGCCUAGUAUUUACUGCGUAACGAAGUCUCCUUAUUAGAAAAAUGUAACGUAGCUCAAACUGUUCAUCAGCAAUCUGUUUCCUACUGUGGGGUUUACUUCUUCGGCACAAUUCAGUAAGGGACUCCAAUAUGAAUAUGUUAACUUGUGAAUUUUACCCUUUUGUAUUCUAACUUAACUACGCUAAAAUAAACUUUUUACCUAGUUAUAAUCCCGUUA